Messenger RNA from Salvia miltiorrhiza (redroot sage), 3189 nucleotides. RefSeq lists its product as uncharacterized. The transcript is spliced from 2 exons. The coding region runs from base 305 to 2563 and encodes 752 amino acids. Lineage: Eukaryota; Viridiplantae; Streptophyta; Magnoliopsida; Lamiales; Lamiaceae. The record is from RefSeq and is a predicted model, not a curated record.
AACUCCUAAUCUUAAUGUCCUCCAAUUUCUUUUUCUUUUUCGAGGAAAAGAGAAAAUAAAAAAUAAAAAAAAACAACAGCAACAAUUUACCUAUUGUCUACUGAGAUCCUUUUCUGAAAAUCCAAUCUUGUAGAAAAUUUUGGGGCAAAAUUCGAAAAACUGAAAAUUAAACUCCAGUGAUGAAACUCUGCGCUUCAAUUCUAUAGAGACAAUACGUAUCUCUCUCGCAUACGGUAACCCUCGCUCUGCCCACGUUCCUCAUUUCAUAAUACCUGAGGGAACGUAGAGUGAGGGAAAAGGGUAGAUGGAGUGCAACAGAGACGAGGCUGUGAGAGCGAAAGAAGUUGCUGAGAGGAAGUUUCUGGCAAGGGACAUGAAGGGGGCGAAGAAGUUCGCUCUCAAGGCUCAGAAUUUGUAUCCUGAACUAGAAGGCAUUUCUCAAAUGGUGAUGACGCUUGAGAUCUAUAUUUCCGCUGAAGAGGAGAAACUAAAUGGAGAAUCGAAUUGGUAUGGUGUGCUUGGUUUGACCCCUUUAGCCGAUGAUGAGUCAAUAAGAAAACAGUAUCGGAAACUAGCUCUUCUGCUUCAUCCUGAUAAAAACAGGUCUAUCGGGGCUGAAGGGGCGUUUCAAUUUAUCUCCCAAGCAUGGAAUUUAUUGUCAGAUAAGUCCAUGAAAACAGCAUAUGAUCAGAGGUGUGGUAGGCUACUUCAGCAGAGAAAUCAAGGUAAGAAUGAUGGUCCUUCACCACCGGGGACACAAAAUGGAUUCUACAACUUUGCAAACACUGCUCAAAAGGGUAAUAACAGUAAGAGGAAUCCUUCAGCUGUUCCUCAUCCACCUCGCAAGAAGGAACGUCAUACGUUUUGGACUGUCUGCCAUCGUUGUAAAAUGCAAUAUGAAUAUCUUAGGAUGUAUCUCAAUCACAACCUUCUCUGCCCCAAUUGCCAUGAGGCCUACUUUGCAGUUGAAAUUGAUCCUCCAUCUACUAAGAGUUCUAAGAUAUCUCAGACAAGCAAUUCUCAGCGACGGAAGAGCCAGCAGGCAUCUGAUACUUGUAGAAACAACUCAGGCACUCAUCACACAACAGGCAAUAAUGGAUCCAAGCCGAAUAAUUUCCAGUGGGUUCCCUUCUCUGAGCCCAGUGGUGCUCAAACUGCUGCGCAAGCAGCUAAUAUGGUUCAGCAGGCGUAUGAGAAAGUCAAACGGGAAAGGCAGAAAGCACAAGCUGCUGCAAGAAGAGAGGAGGCAUUGCGACGGAAAAAUAUUGCGUCCAAAAGAGCAAUAGGUGGGGAAUCCUUCAGGAACUCCGAAGCUUCCAAGAGAAGAAAAGGGGCUGAAGAUUGUGGUGUGAACAAAGACAAACUGAAACAGGCGAACUGCGAAAGUGGCACGAUUCACCAAGUAGAUAUUUCUGGCAGUAAGCAGGAUAUUUUUCAGAAACUUGAAAGCAGUCGUAAUGUUGUACGCCGUGUUGACAUCAAACAUAUAGUGAUGGAGAAGGCUCGUGAUGAAAUACAAAGAAAACUCGAGAAAUGCACCUCAGCUCCUGUGGUGAGGAAUGUAACCAGUGAGGAUAACCUUAUAAAUAAGAGUGAAAACGAAACUUCAACCAAAAUUGAUACUCAUGUUACUCAUGGCUUCAUGAGCACUCAGAACAAACCCUGUGAGUCAUUGGAGGCUGAGAAGCAACUCCCUCUGAAUAGACUGGGUUCCAGGUCUUCAGACUCUUAUCUGGAUGAGAAACAGGUUGAGAAAAUGUGUAUCGAUGUCCUGGAACCUGACUUUCAUGAUUUUGAUAAGAGUAGAACAGAGAACUGUUUGGGUGCCAACCAAGUGUGGGCUGUGUAUGAUGAUGAUGAUGGGAUGCCCCGGCACUAUGCCAUGAUUCAGAAUGUGAUAUCUCUAAAUCCCUUCAAGGUGAGCAUGAGCUGGCUCAGUUCCACAACCCAUAGCAGACUAGGGAAAGGAAGCUGGUUUGUAAGUGGCUUUUUGAGAACAUACGGGGAGUUUGGAGUUGGCAGACAUGAAAUUUGCGACUCAAUAGACUGUUUCUCACACAAGGUCAGAUGGACAAAAUACUCUUCUAAGACCAUUCUAAUAUUUCCUCGAAAAGGGGAUGUUUGGGCUUUGUACAGGAAUUGGUCCCCUGAGUGGAAUGAGCUCACCGAACACAAAUUAAUGCUCAAAUACGACAUGGUUGAAGUACUUGAAGACUGUGAUGAGGAGCUGGGCGCAAUAGUCAUUCCCUUGGUUAAAGUUGCUGGCUUUAAAGCUGUUUUCCAUCAGCAUUUUGACCCAAGGGAAAUACGAAGGAUCCCUAAGGAAGAACUUUCUCGUUUUUCUCACCAGGUGCCUUCCCAUUUGCUUACUGGCCAAGAAGGAUCGAAGUCGCCUAAGGGCUGUCUUGAGUUGGAUCCAGCAGCCAUUCCUUCUCAAUUUCUUCAACUUAUGUCAGACAUUGAAACAAUUGAGCUAGUGGAGAGUGAUGAGGAGAUAGAGACCGUGAAGGCAGUUGACUGUGAUGGUGUUACCGGCACCAAUGUGGUAGAAGGAGUUUCAUGAGAUGAGAGAAAUGGAAUGUCCUUAGUUUUAAGUCGAGUGUUGGAAAUGGGCCAAGCGAAAGCUAGAAUUGUUCUAGCUGAUUGUUUGAUUCGUGUUGGUUAUAUAUUCGCUGCAGGGCAAUUGAAAUAGCGAAUGAGCCAAGGUAUAGAGACGCGUUAGGAUGCUAAAACACAUCAAGAGAUAUGAAAAGUUGCAGAUUGGUGGUGGUGUUCUUGAAUCCUUAGCUUUCUCACCGGCGUGGAUGAUGUGAAAUUAGCAAAGGGCUCUUGGUCUUUUCUUGCCAUGCCAACACAGUGCUCGAGUUGCACGACUAAUGUCGAUUUGCAUGAAACCGAAUGCCUCCCCCCUUUCGGCGACUCAACAGGUAUUUAGGUGGGAGUUGUAUAUACUUGCUGCCAAUUCAAGUCACAGUAGGUAGUUGCUAGUCUCAGAUUUAUGAACCAGCUCUUUUUUUAUUAAUACUAUAGUCUUAACCUGCCAUACCUCUUUUUCUCUUUUAUUUUGAACAUUUUGUUCAAUAUUUUAUCUUCAACACUGUUGAAAUACUGUGGCUUUGAUCUGCAAAGCAAAACUACUUAAUUGUAUUGACUCGCAAUUUUGAUAAUUGUCAUUUUUAGAUUUGUGCA